This is a messenger RNA of Nasonia vitripennis (jewel wasp), 3696 nucleotides long. Its product is annotated as transcriptional regulator DEF1. The coding region runs from base 110 to 2053 and encodes 647 amino acids. The transcript has 2 exons. Lineage: Eukaryota; Metazoa; Arthropoda; Insecta; Hymenoptera; Pteromalidae. The record is from RefSeq and is a predicted model, not a curated record.
AGAGAGAGAGAGAGAGAGAGAGAGGGAGGGAGGGAGGGAGAUAGAGAGGUACUGCAGAGCCGCGAACGACGAGGCAGAGGCUCAGUAGUUCUCGAGCACUUGUGUAAAGAUGAAGGAACCGUGGAAGAAGACGUGCAACGGCAAGGUAAUAAUCACCUUGAACGACGAGAAAACCACACCUACAGAGGUCGAGGUGCCAGUGGAUCUCAACUGGACCAACCGCAGCGAGAAGAAAUGCUCGGCCAACAAAGCCGUCCUCCUCGUGGGCGUCGUUCUCGUCCUGGGUCUGACAAUCGUCACCCUCUUUAAGGUCCAGAACCUCGUCUACUCGACGAGCUACAUCAAUUGGCGCAUGCAAGAGCUCGAGUCAGCUGUCAGCGACAGCACCGACGAUGUCAAGCUCAUCAAGUACAAACUGUCGCUGGAAGACAGAGAGGAACUCGCCUCGGCGAAGGCUGAGCCUCUGAUCGCUUCGGUGAAUUCGAAGAACGCGGAGAUCGACAGCCAGGAUCUGAAGCUUUCCGAAUCGCAGAACCAGAAUCGCAAGCUCACGAAUUCCCUGAACGCGGAACCCGAGACCAAGAACUCCAAGGAGGCUGAGGUGCUCAGCUCCGGAAAGAAUCUCGAGAUUCUGACUCCCAAGGAAAAUACCCCGGAGAACAAGAACAACAAAGACGCGGAAUCAACCGAGUUGAACGACGGCCGGGACCACCCGAACCCAUCUGAUCCCGAGGAGUGGAUCAAGCCUCUGGUCGAGACUUUCGACAUCUUCGGCAACCAGCCCAUCGAGGACCACUUCAUCCACAACGUGCUGAUGAAGCUCCUCAUGCCCGAGAACAACUUCGAGGUGCUCGAGUUCAACAAGAUGCAGGAAGCCAACGGAAAUGGCGCCCAGGAGCCCGAGGGCCCUAAAAUCAUCUUCAACCCGAUGCUGCGCAACAAGGAGAGGCUCAACAAACCACUGCCCUUGCCCAUCGAGAGCAUCCUGAUGAAGACCCUGCUGCCUCCGGUCAGCAACUUCAAGGUCUUCCACUUCAAUGAGAAGCCCGAGCAGCAGCAGCAGCAGCAACAGCAGGUCAAUAUGGAGGAGGAGAUGUCGCCCAAGAUGACCUUCCAGAACAUGAAGAUCAGGCAGAUGCUGCCCCCCAUCGAGGGUAUCAUGAAGUCUCUGAUGCCUCCAAACAACAUGAAGAUCUUCCACUUUAAUGACAGGCAACAGCAGCAACCACAAGAGCAGAGCGCCGAGGAGGACAUGCCAAAGAUUACAAUCCAGAGCAUUAAGCUGAAACUCCUCCCUCUGCCCCCGCAAGAGGACUUCAGCGGCAGACGCGACUCGCCAGCCACCAACCUCAACAUCAACCCCAACUUCCACGUGAUCAGGUUGAAUGAAUCCCCGGAACCCAGCCAGGAGGUUGAGGCACCCAAGAUGCCCAUGCCCAUCUCGAGCUUCAACCCCUUCCCCAUCCCGCUCCAGGAGAUCCUCUCGAAGACCAUCCUGCCGGCUACCAAGCACAUCGAGAUCGUCCCUCUGAGGGAGAGGAUAGAGGAUGACCAACAAGCUCAGCAAAAACCCCAGGACGACAUGGACCAACAGGACAGGUUCAACCCUCUGCCGAUCCCCAUCCAGGAUAUCGUGAUGAAGAUGUUGAUGCCGCCCCCACCAAACUCUGAGUCCCAACACUACGGCAACCCCGAACCUCAGGACAAUCAGGCCAACAACAACAGCCCGGACGUUGAGAUCACCAAGGUCCCGGUGCGCACCAUGAAGAUCCAGCCCUUCCACCAGCUGCCCAUCCCGGAGGCGCUCAUGAAGUCCAUGCUUCCCGUCACCAGCUACGGCGAGCCCAUCAACAUGAGCGAGCAGCACGAGGACAUGACCCCGCCUCAACCUCAACCUCAGCAACAGGAACAGCAGCAGGUCUCACAGCAGUCUGAACAGCAGGAUCAGGAUGCGCCGAGAGCGAUGGCGCGCAGCACGAAGCUCAACCCCGUGGACGUACCCUGGGACAUGGCUCCACCGCCGCAGUACCCCAGCGAGCCUGCCCAGAACUAAAUUGAGCGCGAAUUCAACUUCUUUUCCGACGAAAUUACGGGUGAUCGAUUGAAGCAUUUUUCUUAUCUCUUUUCUCCAAUAUUGGCAAUGUAUAUCGAUAAUUCGAAGGCUAGAGCCGAGGCAAAUAAAGGGAGCAUGAAAAUUUUCUACUAGUACGUCCUAUCAUGAUUGAUAUACGUAUGUUAUAUAAGUCUACGUAAGUUUGGCGAAAAAAAGGUAUAUGAUGGAAAAUAUGCGAUUUGAAAAUUGUGAUAUAUAUACUACAUUAGUUCUUAAUUUAAAAAAUCGACUAAGAAAUUGUAUUACGAGAGCGGGAGUAUGGGCCUUCGACGACUGCCAAGUAAACUCCGAGCAAUCUAUCGUUCUCGACUUUUCAAAAUUUUUGUUCUCCUCAUACGCAAUACGCAGUCGUCGAAAAAGCCGUAAACGCAACAGCAAGUACACCUCGGCGUCGCGUCUCUCUCUCUCUUAUUUUUUUCUCUCUAUUCUUCUGUUCAAAACAAUGCCGACAUCGGCGGUGAAAGUUCUCCGCCUCAUCUUCGCGCUCAGAAAACUUUCGCGGGUCGAAGGCAACAGACGUUUUCGCGUAGCAUCUGCAACAGCGUGUGUGUACAUGCAUGUGUACACUUGUAUCUAUAUAUCGAUCGGAAGGAUCGUGAGCAAUUUCCAAGCGCGCGCGAGAGAGAGACAGAGAAAAGGAAAGAAGGCGGAGAAAGUCGUCGGCGAAAGGCGGCGUCGCGUUUUCCGAGAUCAACGAACACACAAAAACCGUCGGAUGGCAAUAGGAAACUACCAGAUUACGUGAUCAUUUCGCGCUUACACUGCAUUAUACUCCGCGUCCGUUUCGUCACUCAUGCGCGAGGUUGUUAACGUGUAUACGCGGGAAGAGAUGCGAGAGGAAGAGAAAGAGAAAGAGAGAGAGAGAGAGAGAGAGAGAGAGAGAGCGAGAGAGAGAGAACCGACGCCACUUUGUGUACCGAGCCUUGGAAAUAAUUAUACCGAUGCACGUAUUAUACGCUCCGCGGUUCCAUUCCAAAAAAAAAACACGUCGACCAGGCGUCAUUCUCUUCCUAUUUAUGUACCGGAAAAAAAGUGGAGCUCAUUGUUACCAAAAGCCGAAGAUUGCGAAAUUCCUUUGGACGAGUGAUAUAUACCUGUUAUAUGCGCAGAGAUUUUAUUUCGUGUUUAUUUAUUUUUUUUUUCAACCAUGUGUAAAAUUUCUCUGGACAAAGCUUUGUGAAAAUCUCGUUAAUAAAGUGCAUGUUCGAUCUAAAGAGUUUUUGUAUACUGUGUAUUUUUUACUCACGAUAAUAUAGCUUACAUCCACUUAGUGCAUAGAAACCGCGAGAAACUUUUUUGAUAAUUAUACACACGUUCCGGCGUAGUCAGAAACGCGGGAAUCGUUAAAUUAUGAUAAUCACGUCGUUAAGUCCGCAUAAUGACUCACGAAAUCAUACUAAUUUCUAUCCCCGAUUCUUUGGAAACGAAAAAAACCUCUUGUACGCAUGCGGUGUACGAUUGUUACUGUCUGCGAUUUCGAGAUUUUAACUUACUGCUACUUUUGUAACCACGAAUCCUUUUCUAUACAUACGUUCUCAUCAGAUGUAAAGCAAGAACCGAAUAAAAUUACUUUAAACAAACUA